AAAACGACCCAAACUCCAAACCCAAACCCAAAAACAAUCACUUCUCUCACUCCUUUUCCCCCAAAGCACACAGUACUUCACGGAUAUUCACCACAAUGGUUAAAUCAACAGCAACAGUAGCAGCAGCUUUCCCUCUUUUUCUCCUCCUCUUGUCCUCCAUUUCAGUUGGAACUCUAAAAUUGGUGAAUGGACAGAAAACUUGGUGUGUAGCGAAGCCAUCUUCCAGCGACUCAACUCUUUUGGAGAACAUCAAUUAUGCGUGCUCUCAAGUCGACUGCAGAAUUCUGCGAAAAGGUUGCCCCUGCUUCUCCCCAGACAAUCUGAUCAACCAUGCUUCCAUAGUAAUGAAUCUCUACUAUCAGUGUAAGGGAAGGAACAAAUGGAACUGUGAUUUCAAGAACUCUGCUCUCAUCACCAUGACUGAUCCAAGUUAUGGAAACUGUGUGUAUGAGUAGUGAUUUGUGAAAGAUGUAUGUGUGAUUCCAAAGGCCUGUGGUGCAUUUUUAGUUUUUUUUUCCUAAUAUAUAGCUUGUAAUUUUGGACCUCAUGCCAAUUUUUGUGGGUUAUAAGUUUAUUGCUGCAGCGCGACAGAGCAAAAUUGCAAUUUAUCCAAAUUCUUAGUUGUGUUUGGAUAAAUAAUUUGAGUCGGAAUUUGUGGAGACGAAUGAAGAAGAUGGGGAAAACUGACUGCAAUACUAGCUAAAUUUUGUACACUUUUUUUCCUUUCCUUUUAUUUUUCUUUCAUAAUUCCCUCAUCAAAUCCAAGUAUGUCCAAAAAUUCUUCUCCUUUUUAUAUAUAUUUAUAGCAAUCAAACA
Messenger RNA from Camellia sinensis, 816 nucleotides. RefSeq names its product Carbohydrate-binding X8 domain superfamily protein. The record is from RefSeq and is a predicted model, not a curated record. Lineage: Eukaryota; Viridiplantae; Streptophyta; Magnoliopsida; Ericales; Theaceae.